AUGAAUGAGGUAACCCUAAAUUGCAGUAGAGGUCAUUUCAUACAUGUAAAUUCUGCAACAUUUGGUCGUCACGAAAAUGGAAGUGUAUAUUGCGAUCAUACAUCUAAAGUCACUGAUAAUACAACUUGUGGUGACUGGGAUAAUGCACUGAACGUUACUGCUGACAAAUGCAAUUGUCGACAAAGGUGUUCUCUGCUCGCAAACUCAAAUAUUUUGCUUGGUGGUUAUAAUCCCUGUGAAGGUACCCACAAGUACUUGGAAAUUGAUUACGAAUGCAUUCAAGUAUUAGUAUGUCCUGGUGAUGUGAAUGUGUGUAAUGAUGUCGGUCAUGAUACCGCCAACGUUACUUGGGAGCCAGCCAAUGUUACUGACUGUUGUGAAAAUGCUGUUGCGGAUGCAAACUAUAUCAAUGGAUAUUCCUUUGAAAUUGGUACUAGUGUGGUGGAGUACUCAUCAAGUGACUGUGGCAAUCUCACGACUACCUGUCAGUUCAGUGUGGUUGUCAGAGAUUGUGACGCCCCUAAUUUGUCUUGCCCGGAUAAUUUGGCUCCACUUGAAGUUGAUGAUAACUGUCAGGCAAAUGCUACUUGGGAUGAGGUAAUGGCAGACGGCACCUACGACAGUCUUGUAAAUGUUGACUGUGAUUUGAGCCCUAGUACUUUUCCUUUAGGAAAUUACACUGUGCAGUGCAAUGCUUCAGACUUGGCAGGCAAUACAGGCAACUGUUCUUUCAUUUUCCAUAUUCUUGAUUUGACUCCUCCAGCAUUGGUAUGCCCAGACGAUAUUACCGUUCCUAAUAAUGUAGGUAAUAAUACAGCAGAGGUGACAUGGAACCUUGCGGUUGCCACUGAUAACUGCUGUGGAGAAAACAUCGAUGUGUUGCCUGAUAUUAUGAAUGGUAGUACUUUUGACACUGGAAUUACUAAUGUUACACUUACAGCAGUAGACUGCAAUGGAAACCAGAAUGAAUGUGUCUUCAGAAUUGAGGUUAAAGACAGUGAACCACCAGAUCUUGAAUGUCCACCAAGCCAAAAUCUAGUAGGUGAUAAUGAUUGUAUGGCAUCGCCCACUUGGACACAACCUAUUGUUACGGACAACUCUGGGGAGAUAAUUCUACCAGUAUGUGACUAUAGAAAUGGGAGCACAUUUUCUGAAAUGAACACUACUGUAACAUGUAAUGCUACUGAUAAUUACGGCAACAUUGGGUUCUGUACAUUCAACAUUAUCAUUAUAGACAGUGAACCACCAGAUCUUGAAUGUCCACCAAGCCAAAAUGUAGUAGGUGAUAAUGAUUGUAUGGCAUCGCCCACUUGGACACAACCUACUGUUACGGACAACUCUGGGGAGAUUAUUCUACCGGUAUGUGAUUAUAGAAAUGGGAGCACAUUUUCUGAAAUGAAUACUGUUGUAACAUGUAAUGCUACUGAUGAUUACGGCAACAUUGGGUACUGUAUAUUCAACAUUAUCAUUAUAGAUGAGGUUGCUCCUAUACUGGAUUGUCCAGAUAACGUAAUGAUGUGCACUGACUCUGGCGUAGCUUCAGUGAAUGCCUAUUGGUAUCCAGCUAACGCAACUGACACCUGUUGUUGUGAUACUGAGGCAAAUGCUAACUACACAAGUGGAGAUGAAUUUACAGUCGGCGAAACCAUCGUAGGAUAUUCAGCAACCGAUUCUAAUGGGAACACUGGAUAUUGUCAGUUCGUUGUUACAGUAACUGACUGUGAACCCCCGGUUGUGACAUGUCCACAAGAUCAGAAUCUGGAUGGUGGUGAAUCAUGUACCGCUACUGCCAACUGGGAUUCCCUAGAUGUGAGUGACAACUAUAAAGAUGAUCUUAUUGCUGUUUGUGAUUAUACAAAUGGUUCCGUAUUUCUUGAAGAGAGCACAAAUGUGACUUGCAAUGCUACUGAUAAGUUUGGUAACACAGGGAGUUGUUCGUUUACUAUUUACAUUAUUACUAUUGAUCUCUGUCAAAACUUAAGCUGCAAAAAUGGGGGAACGUGUGUUCCUUAUUUUGAUAACUGUACCGCAUCAUGCACAUGCAGACCAUGUUUCAGUGGAGAUUUAUGUGAAGAAACCAUAGAUAUAUGUAGCAAUGUCACAUGCCAGAACGGUGGUUCGUGUAUUCCUAAUCUCGACACAUGUACAACAUCAUGUACAGGCUACAGGUGUGGAACAAACACGAUUUUCCAGUACCCUUGUUCAUCUUUACUGCAAGAGAAAGGUUGUCAGUUAUAG
This is a messenger RNA of Anneissia japonica, 2238 nucleotides long. RefSeq names its product hyalin-like. NCBI's taxonomy places the organism in Eukaryota, Metazoa, Echinodermata, Crinoidea, Comatulida, Comatulidae. The record is from RefSeq and is a predicted model, not a curated record. Gene Ontology annotation, molecular function: carbohydrate binding. Bases 1 to 2238 code for a protein of 745 amino acids. The transcript is spliced from 11 exons.